CCCGGCCUGGUUUGUCUCGGAUGGCGGCGCUGCGGCAGGACGCGGCCGGGGCGGCGCUGGAUUUGUGAGGAUUUAACGGCUCCGGUUUUUUUCUCCUGCGGUGAAACUGGUUGAUUUUGCGGAGGAGAGGAGUAGCGGCGGGAGCGGCCUCAGGUUCUCGGUGAGGAUGCAGCAGUGAGCGUGCUCAGAGCGCUGAUCUCAACCAUGGGCUCAUACGGCAGCGGCGGCGGCAGCCAGGCGUGCGGCGGCCAGGACAACUGCUCGGCUCACAGCGAGUCCAAAGAUUACUGCUACUCGGCUCGGAUCCGCAGCACGGUGCUGCAGGGACUGCCGUUCGGAGGCGUGCCCACCGUGCUCGCCCUCGACUUCAUGUGCUUCCUGGUGCUGCUCUUUGUCUUUUCUAUUCUGCGGAAAGUCGCGUGGGACUAUGGCCGCCUAGCGCUCGUCACCGACGCCGACAGACUGAAGAAGCGUUUCAGCAACCUGGAGGAGCGGGAAUACGUUGCCUCGGCGAUGCACUCGGAGACGCCCGACCGAUACGAACGCCUCACCUCCGUCUCCAGCUCCGUCGACUUCGACCAGCGAGACAACGGCUUCUGCUCGUGGCUGACGGCCAUCUUCAGAAUAAAGGAUGAGGAGAUCAGGGAGAAAUGUGGGGAGGAUGCCGUUCACUACCUUUCCUUCCAGCGUCACAUCAUCGGCCUGCUGGUCGUGGUCGGAGUCCUCUCCGUCGGCAUCAUCCUGCCCGUCAACUUCUCUGGAGACCUGCUGGAAAACAACGCCUACAGCUUCGGACGCACCACGAUAGCCAACCUGAAGUCUGGGACGAAUCUGCUGUGGCUCCACACUUCGUUUGCCUUCAUGUAUCUGCUCCUGACCGUCUACAGCAUGAGGAGACACACGUCCAAGAUGCACUACAAGGAGGACGACCUGGUGAAACGCACUUUAUUCAUUAACGGCAUCUCUAAAUACGCUGAGGAGAGUCAGAUCAAACAGCACUUUGAGCAGGCGUAUGAGAACUGCACGGUGCUCGAGGCUCGGAUCUGCUACAAUGUGGCCAAACUGAUGGCUCUGAACGCUGAGAGGAAGAAGACGGAGCGCAGUAAGAAGUUCUUCACCGACCUGAUGGCGAAGGAACACGUUCCCACCAUGAUCAACCCCAAACCCUGUGGACACCUGUGCUGCUGCACCAUCACCGGCUGUGAGGAGGAGGAGGCGGUGAGCUACUACACCAAGAGAGAGGCCAAACUGAAGGAGGAGUACAGGAAGGAGAAGGAGAAGGUCCACACCAAACCUCUGGGCAUGGCCUUCGUCACCUUCCAGAACGAGGCCAUGACUGCCAUUAUUUUGAAGGACUUUAACGCCUGUCAGGUUCAGGGUUGUCGGUGUCGUCAGGAGCCACGCUCCUCUCAGUUCAGCGAUGUUCUUCACGUUCACAACUGGAGCGUUUCGUACGCGCCCGACCCGCAGAACGUCCGCUGGGAGCACCUGUCGGUGGGCGGGAUCUCCUGGUGGAUCCGCUGCUUCAUCAUCAACUGCAUCCUCUUCAUCCUGCUCUUCUUCCUCACCACGCCCGCCAUCAUCAUCACCACCAUGGACAAGUUCAACGUGACCAAGCCUGUCGAGUAUCUCAACAACCCCAUCGUCACUCAGUUCUUCCCCACUCUGCUUCUCUGGGCUUUCUCUGCUCUGCUGCCCACCAUCGUCUAUUACUCCGCCUUCUUCGAGGCUCACUGGACCAGGUCCGGAGAAAACAGGACCACGAUGCACAAAUGUUACACCUUCCUGAUCUUCAUGGUGCUGCUGCUGCCGUCUCUCGGACUCAGCAGUCUGGAUGUUUUCUUCCGCUGGCUCUUUGACAAUAAGUUCCUGGAUGAUGGUACAGUCAGAUUUGAGUGCGUCUUUCUGCCGGAUAAUGGAGCGUUCUUCGUCAACUACGUCAUCGCCUCGGCGUUCAUCGGUAACGCCAUGGACCUGCUGAGGAUCCCCGGUCUGCUCAUGUACAUGAUCCGGCUGUGCCUGGCUCGCUCCGCCGCCGACCGCCGCAACGUCAAGAGGCACCAGGCCUAUGAGUUCCAGUUCGGAGCAGCGUACGCUUGGAUGAUGAACGUCUUCACGGUGGUGAUGGCCUACAGUAUCACCUGCCCCAUCAUUGUCCCCUUCGGUCUGAUGUACAUGCUGCUGAAACACCUGGUGGACCGAUACAACAUGUACUACGCCUACCUGCCCUCCAAACUGGACAAGAAGAUCCACUCCGGAGCCGUCACCCAGGUGGUGGCUGCGCCCAUCCUCUGCCUCUUCUGGCUGUUCUUCUUCUCCACCGUACGCACAGGUUUUGAGACACCAACCUCCAUGUUCACUCUGGUGGUGCUGAUCGUCACCAUCGUGGUCUGUCUGUCUCACGUCUGUUUUGGACACUUCAAGUACCUCAGCGCUCACAACUACAAGAUCGACACCAAGGAGACCGAUGUGGACGCCGUUGAGAACGGACGUCCAGCUCGUCCCUCAUCCUCCCCCACCACCAAAUCUCAGCAGCAGCAGCAGCAGCAGCAACAACAGCAGCAGCAGAUGUAUAUCGCCCAGGUGCUCCAGGACCCAAACUCGGACGAGCCGGGCGGGGGCAGCGGCGAGGAGGACCGCGGGUCGUCUCAGGACGAGGAGAUGCUGAACGGAGGUAACAGCAUCAAUGAGGCGGAUUUCCAGUCAGGGGAGGACAGUCUGAUCGCCAACGAGGUCCACCAGUAGCUGGGGGUGGAGCCAGAGGGAGGGGGCGGAGCUAGUUCAGGGUCCAUACCCACACAAAAUUUGGAAAAUAAAGCUGACUGAAGAAUCACUACACAUUUAGACAUACAAAUAGACUGACACAGUUAGCUCCACCCCCUCCUAGCCCGAAGACUUGACCCUGACCUUUGACGCCGGCGCUGGGUCGCCAACAUCCAGUCCUGCACGCCUGUGGAAACAUGAUGGACAUCAAACUGUUUCACAGGAAAUAACUGUACAUAACCACAAAGCCAAAAGUUUUCUUUUUUUGUUUUUUCUCUGGGGGAGGGGGACAGGGUUUAAAAAUUUGUGCCUGGGCUGGAUUUUGUUCGUUCGCACUUGUGUCUUGACACCUGAUCUCACCGUGGGUCGCCGGAACUCGACCGAGGGGUCAGAGCUGACGCUGUGUUUUUCCUCGGCCUGGUAGACGCCACCAAACAAACCCCCGCCGUUGCCGCCGUCCUCUGGUAUCGGAGUGCUAAAUAACUCGCCAAGCUCUUGUAGUGGUAGAAGCCUCGCUUAUGCAGAUGCAUCGCAGUCUCCUUUCCCUGUUCACUUUCUUCCCUCCUUUCUUUCUGUGGAACCUGUGGGUCGUGGAUUUUGCUGGUACAUUCAACACAUCACCUGGAAGUUUUGGAUUUUUUUAAUCUGCCAAGCUUUCGCCGCAUGUUGUUAAAAGUGAUUUCUGGAUUUACGAUGUUGCCACCUUCGCAUCCAUCGUAGGACUGCAGUGGCCAGUGAACUCACCAGAUCUCCUCCUGGUCUUGGCAGCAAAUCCUCCAAUCUGCCAGAUGAACAUUUUCAACUUCCCGCUUCAGUUGGACCACUCCUCGGCCAUCGAACAACCGGACUCAAUACAAGGACGCGGUUUUGAUUUCACCUGAGCUACCUUAAAUCAUGAAUACCUGACAAAGGGAACAGGGAUGUUUGUGUCUGUGUAGGUUUAGCAAUCAAAACUCUUUUCAUCUACGGGGAGAACUUUGUGAAGAUGCUCUGAUACGUCCGGCAGCAGCAGCAGAGUGGUUUGAGCUCAGGUAGACGCAGAAGAGCAGUGCUUUUCGAUUGGACAGUCUACCCUCAACGCCUGAAGCUGUCAGGGCUCUCAAGGGAAAAUGUUUUUUGUUUGUGUGUGUUUUGAAGUGUGUUCUGUCUGUGUGUGGGUGUGUGUGUAUGUCCAGUAGCUUAUUGUACACAAACCUGCAUCAUGAAGGGUUCAACAACAUCACAGGUAACCAAAAACACCAAACUGGCUACAUCUCAACAUCUGGCUAACCAGUCCCAGUGCGUCUCAAACCGGUUGUCGGUCUACUAUAGAAUUAGUUCAAUGAAAUGUUUUCCUUCACUUUGUUACGAAGACAUUCGCAUUUAGAAAGAAUACGAAUCAUGACUCAAACAUCCUCUACAAACAUCAAGUCCCAGUUUUUACUGCAUACAGUUCAAGUCUAAAAGGUCACAUUAGAGUCCAACUGAAAUCACUUCACUUGUCAGGUGUUUGUCCAGUACAGAGGUACGUCCAGUAAGUCUAGUAUAAUGCAAAGACUUGGAACAAGUGGAACAGUUAGCCCUAGCUCCAUCAACCACUCCAAGUCUGUCUGGUUUAUAUGUUGUCUGAUCUUGUUACAAUCUAUCAGUAUAGAUUGAUUAGCUUGGUUUGAUAUUAACAUUGUAAUAUUAACUUCUCUGUCCAUUUAGCUUGGAGUUAGACUCUCAACUCUAGCAAAUAAAAUCCAGUUUUCUCUUGGAUGGAUUGGUGACUAACUGCUUGCUAGGACAAAGAAAAUCUGCCAAAUUCUUGCAUGUAGAUUUUAACUCUGGUACAUUUUGACCCACUGAACAACAGCAAACCAUUCUGACAGUGUACUUUGACUGUGCGGAGAGCCAGAGAAUCCAAAAUGCAGGAAACUAUAUCAGUUUAUUAGCUGUGUUUCAUUGAAGGUCCUCUCAGAGAGUAAACUGCUCCAUGUCCAGAGACAUGGUUUACACACAGUUAGAGACAGGUAGACUGAUACUGAAACUGUGGACAACUUGCUUAGUGUCUUGUUAGCAACUGAGCUAGCAAACCUGGUAACUGUAAAUUAGCUUGCUUCAAGCUCAGUAGCUCAAAGAGUUUUUAUGUUUUCAGCCUCUUGAGUUGUCACCACAUCAUCAACACUUGCAGGUAUGAUCGGACUAUUGCCAGAGCUACUUCAACAGUUUACAGUCUUUGUGCUAAGCUAGGCUAAACAUGUCAUGGACCCUUCUCUGUACUGGACACAGAAAAAUGGAUCUGGAAAUGUUUUCUCUUCAUCCUGUGAUAUGUCUGAAAUCAAACAUGAUACUAAACUAUCGUGUGACCAGAGGUCAAAAGGAAUAUUUUACAAAAAUGUAAAUUCAGAUCCAGCUGUUUGAGAUGUGACUCAAACACGUUAAAUGCUUCAGCUGCAGCUCUGAUUCUUUUCUGGACGGAGGGAGUUUCAGUCGUCUCUUUCCCACGAUCCUUGUAGUGUCUGAUGAUGCGUGUCAGCCUGCUUUUUCAUGCGUAGCCUGUUAAUGUCUCAUCACAUUCACAUCGUUCUUCUGCUGAUCUCUGCUUUCACUUCUUUCCUGUAAAAAUCAAGUUUUACGUGACCCCAUGUGCAGUUUUCAGGACACCUGCCAUCCAACCAGAAUCUGGUAUCUUUCGUGUCCUUAAUACAGCGUGAGGAUUUAAAAGGCCAUACUUGCUUUUAAUUACACAUUCCCGUAAGCAUGAUGGUUACCCGACGUAACCUUUGUUCUUCAGAGUGUUGUGAGCUCAGACAGUUUACAGCAGUAACAGAGUCUUUCCAUUAUAAAGUCUCUGAUGAUAAUGAGAACAGAUUUACCAUCAACACUGACAAUAGUUAGUGAAACAAUGAAUCCUUGAUUUCAGACAGAACCACACAAAAGCAGCUGGCAAAUGUUGAUUUUUUUUUUUUGAUCUGUCACUGGCAUGUUUUGUUAGCAGUAAGUAGCUAGCUAAAUAAGCUAACGUUUGAUUUGGUUGAAAACUCUGCCUUCAAGACUUUUUUUUGGUCUUAACUUUGCACUUGAUGGCUACAUAGAUAUGAUGUUAACAGAACAAGGCUAAAGCCAUGAUGCUAGCAGACAGGGUAAAGCUAACAGGCUGCAAGCAAAAUGUCAAUGAAGCACUUGUUAGUCCUACUGUUGUAAGAGGAAAAACAUGAGCUCAUACUUUGUUUUGUUUCACUUUUGAUGAUAAAGGAGAAGUUUUUCAUAAUUAGAACUAACUGAUAUGUUUAGCUAACGUAACUCUCUGUCAGGUCAUGUUUGCAAGUCAGAGCCGCUAAUGUUAGCCCAAACUCUGACAGCAUCCAGGACCAGCUCACACACAGUGGAUGUUUCAGUCCUGAUGUAACCCCACUAACAAGGCAGUUCACUAAUGAUAAUUCUUAGCUUAACUGAUUCCUCACCAUUUUGCUCUUGUGUUUUUUGAAAGACCAAAAAAGAGACACAACUCUAGCAGUUCACCAGGCAGGAAGCCUCAUGAAGGACUCUCUCCAGUUGUUUUAUGGGAACUGGAGUUUGAGCUAUACUAGAAUAUCUUGACCUCAGCAGCUCAGACUUAGAUAGUUCUGUUUUUUCAGUCUGUCAAACUGUCUGUAAAGGACAUAUGAUAUUGCUUGAGUUUUCUGUAACUUGAGGUCCACUUACUUGAACAGGACCUUAAGAUAAUUUUGUUUUAUUUGGACAAAAUUACCAUAAGUAAUGACUAUUCAUUUCUAAUCUGCCCCCCAGAGGCCAACUUUAUGAAUCUUACUAUUAUUAAGAACAUAUAAACAGACACGUGUUGCAGCCAGCUGUCCACAUGUAUGUGUAGUUAAAAAGCAACUAUGGUGUUUGGAUAUGAGGCGAAGGAAUUUGUUCAAGUUAAAACACACAACUUUUGAACGUUUCAGUGCAGCGACAUGACGAUGACAACGAAAUAGUCUCAGGUGUUGUUUGUUUUCCUGGAAUAAUGUUUACAUCAGUUUUUGUUGCUUGUUUAGAUUUUUGUCAUGUUCUGCAAUGUGUGUGUGUGUGUGUGUGUGUGUGUGUGUGUGGACACAGAGCUGGACUAUGAAAGCUGUAGCCACCAGGAUGUCGGUUGGUUCAGGUCCGUGGUUACACGCCGGAGAACCUGCAGCGUCUGUGUCCAGGUGAUGUUUAGUUACUUUUGUUUCCUCUUCACUUCCAGCGGGGCGUCUGUCGUCAGGCGCUCCGGCCGCGAUUGUAUGCACAUGAAGCUGAAACUGAAGGAGAGCUCACGGUGGAUCUGAGGUCUGAGCCUGAGACUGGACGUUCAACUCAGCAGCUCUCAACCUGACGGUCUGGAAAAUAACCACAGGAGCCAAAGUGUGAAAUGUUCAGAUUCGGUUUGUACCAGAGAAUUAUCACUCGGAGCUUUAUCAUCAGUCGAUGUUUAGCUGGAAUAUGUUGAUUGAAGAGUUGUUGCCUCUGUAAGUCUGCAGAGAUCCCAUCACCAGCGUCAGGAAGAAUCAGUUUAGAGAAAAUCUGCAGCUUUUCUGACCAUCAGCAUCUUAAGAUUGGCUAAAAAUAUCUCACCUCAAGGUCAGUUCAGUAGCUGUCCUGAAGCUUUUGAUCAAAUCACAUGAUCUUCAUCAGAAUACAGAGUUGCCAUUGAACUGUUGAUGUUUAAAUUGCCAUUUUUUUCUGAUCACUUCAAGGACUUUUGUCCAGUUUGGUCUUAAUGUUUGGAUACAUCCUCGGCCCAAAAACAACAGUUUCAUAUGUUGAUGAAGAUCACACAAUAUGAUCGAAAACACCUGAAUAGCUGCUGUGUGAGUCUGUUUCCAAGGUCAAGAAUGUGACGUUCUUGAUUCCCCAAAGUAUUUUGAAAAUCAAGCUCUGAGUCUUAGAAAGACACAAGUCAGUUUGACUUAUAUUUAAAGAAUGUGAGAGCUCAGUUUGUCGCAUUCAGGGUCCAAAAUGUUUAACGGACGACAGCAGGUUCAAAACAUCCAGACUUUCUCCAGUAGCCGGGCGCCUGGAGGCCGAAAGGGUUAAAACGUCAUCUCACAGGGUUAGAGUUGUUCUGGUUCUGGUUGGUGAAGGUUGAGAGCUGCUGCGUUCACCGUCGUCUCACGGUUGUAGGAACUGAAGACACUCACUAAAAAACGAAAAGUGUGUGAUAUUUUUGUAACCUGCUGACUGAAGUAUUUGAUACUGAACACGUAUUACUGAAACAUUGAUAGCUGUGAUGAUGCUGUUGUAACAUGUAACUAAAGGUUUUUAAUAAUCAGCCGCUGCUUUUUGCUUUUCGUAGUUUUUUAAAUUGUCGCUGAAGUUAUUGAAGUUGUGAAAAGACGAAUGUGAACUGAAGAGUGAAAUGAAACAUCAGCUGAAAACGACUGAUACUGAAAAAAAAAAUGUGUAUAAAAUAAAAUGUGUGUAAAUAGCCAUCGAACUGCACUGUCGUCCUCGGAGACGGACAUGACUCAGAGUCUCAUCUCACCGGCUCCAGGCUAACAGUCAACUGGUCCAUUUCAUGCUUUUAAUUUAUUGCUGUGACACUAUUUAUUUUUACUUUGCUUUCCAGGUUGUAUGUACAGUGAAACAUUUGUCCUAUUUAUGUUACUUGAUCAAUAAAAUUGGCUUCAUCUGUC
Messenger RNA from Lates calcarifer (barramundi perch), 8384 nucleotides. RefSeq names its product CSC1-like protein 2. The transcript has 24 exons. Gene Ontology annotation, molecular function: calcium-activated cation channel activity; nucleic acid binding. The record is from RefSeq and is a predicted model, not a curated record. Gene Ontology annotation, cellular component: plasma membrane. Lineage: Eukaryota; Metazoa; Chordata; Actinopteri; Centropomidae. The coding region runs from base 205 to 2745 and encodes 846 amino acids.